GUUUGUGCGUUGUGCCAUGGCAUCAAAUUAUCACACACACACAUGUGAUUAAUGUUGAUUCAAAUGUUUCUCAAAUAUUUAAUUCUUGUAAUGAAACCAUUUAUUUUCCCUGAAUUUGUGUAAAAAAUGCGUAUUUCUCUGCGAUGUUAUCUACGUAGUAUACCACAAUGUCGGAUUGUAACGACAAACACUCCUGCCAUACUAUCACGUAUGGUCAAUAUUCGAAUAAUUGACAGACCACCUCACAUAUCGUUGUUCAAUAAUAAUCAAAUAAGUAUCCGAUUUUGUUCAUCAUCAUCAUCAUCGUCAUCAUCAUUGCCAUCGCCUAAUGACAAUGAAAUAAAAGACAAAAACAUUGACACAUUGGUACAGCCUGGACAAGAUCAUUCUACACAGUUUUCCGAUGAAUGGGGUGAUAUUGGUGAAGAGAUAACCGGACGAAAAUUGUUAAAAGAAGAAAUUAUACCCUUAUUGAAUAAAUUUCUUCAAAGGCCAACUGUUAGACAAUUGGCAGCUGAAAAUGGACUCAAACCUAAAUUACUGAUAGAAGCAUUUUCAAGUUUUCGAAAAAAAAUUCUUGAUUCUAAAAUUCUUGAUCCAGAAAUUCAUAUUUUAUUGAGUGAUAUUCUACAAGGUAAAGGACACGUAGAUGAUCUAUUCCCAUCAUUUAUCAAACAUGCUAAAACCAUAUAUCCUCACAUUGAUUGUCUGGAUGAUUUAAAGAAAAUCAGUGACCUUCGUUUGCCGCCAAAUUGGUAUCCAGAAGCACGGACAAUAAAUCGAAAAUUUUAUUUUCAUUGUGGUCCGACUAACAGUGGCAAAACUUAUAGUGCUUUGAAUCGUUUUUUAGAAUCUAAAUCCGGUAUCUACUGUGGUCCACUCAAGAUGCUUGCCGUCGAAGUUUUUCAAAAAGCCAAUAAUGCAGGUGUAGCAUGUGAUCUAAUUACGGGUGAAGAACGUCGAUUUUCCGAUGAAAAUCAGUCACCUUCUGCUCAUGUUUCCUGUACUGUUGAAAUGUCAUCUGUAAAUCAAAUGUACGAAGUAGCAAUCAUUGAUGAAAUUCAAAUGGUUCGUGAUCCUGAACGUGGUUGGGCUUGGACACGUGCUCUUCUUGGGAUUGCUGCAGAAGAGAUUCAUCUUUGUGGUGAAAAAGCUGCCCUUAAUCUUAUCAUCGAAAUUCUAUCAACCACCGGUGAAGUUGUUCAAAUUAAUGAAUAUAAACGUCUUACCGAAUUAAAUGUCGAAGAUAAUGCUCUGGAAUCGUUGGAAAAUGUUCAACCUGGUGAUUGUAUAGUUUGUUUCAGCAAGCGAGACAUUUAUAAUGUUAGCCUUAAGCUAGAAAGAAUGGGUCACAAUGUGGCUACUAUCUAUGGAACAUUACCACCAGCCACCAAGUUAUUGCAAUGUAGUAAAUAUAAUAAUCCAAAUGAUCCAUGCAAUAUACUCGUUGCUACCGAUGCUAUCGGUAUGGGAUUAAAUCUUUCAAUUCGACGAAUUAUUUUCUAUUCGUUGAUCAAACCAACAUUUAAUAGUAAAAAUGAAAAAACAUUGGAUGUUAUACCGGUUAGUCAGGCGUUACAAAUUGCCGGUAGAGCCGGUCGAUACAACACUCAAUACCAUCAAGGCUAUGUUACGACAUACAAACCGGAAGAUCUACCGAUUCUCAAAGAAGUUUUAGCCUCACCGAUUGAAGAUAUUGAAGCUGCUGGCCUACAUCCAACAUUAGAUCAGAUCGAAAUGUUCUCUUUUCUAUUACCAAAUGCGAGCCUAACGAAUUUGUUGGACAUUUUUGUUAGUCUAUGUCAAUUGAAUCCCUAUUAUUUUAUGUGUAAUAUCGAAUCAAUCAAAUUUCUGGCCGGAAUUCUCGAACACAUUUCAUUACCAUUAAGAGCUCGUUAUGUAUUCUGUUGUGCACCGGUUGAUAACAAAUCGAAUUUCGUAUGCGCGAUGUUUCUAAAAUAUGCACGUCAAUAUUCUAAUAAUCAACCAAUGACUGCUAAUUGGUUGUGUCAAACGCUAAAAUUUCCAUUUCGACGACCGAUCAAUAUGGCCGAAUUAGAUCAUUUACUAAGCGUUUAUGAUUGUCUUGAUCUAUAUCUAUGGUUAAGCUAUCGAUUUCCGGAUGUAUUUUUUGAUCAGGAAUCCGUACGUGAUAUACAACGAAAAUUGGAUGAAAUUAUAUUGGAUGGUGUUUUGAAUAUAACGAAAUUACUACGUGCAUCUGGUGGUGGUGGUGGUGAACAUCAUAAAGGUCAACGAAUGUAUAACCCACAAGCUCGAUUCAAACAAAUCAAUAUGUUAUUGUCGAAUAAUGAUAAUUCAUCGACUUCGAAUAAUAAUAACAAUAAUACGUUGAAUUAUAAGAUAUCGUCGAAAAUUCAUCAUCACUAAAAUUAAAACUCUUCCACUCAUAUGCUGUAACUUUUAGUUUGUUUAUUAA
Dermatophagoides farinae (American house dust mite) is the source of this 2440-nucleotide messenger RNA. It is a transcript of the gene Suv3, whose product is annotated as Suv3 RNA helicase. The record is from RefSeq and is a predicted model, not a curated record. Gene Ontology annotation, cellular component: mitochondrial degradosome. NCBI's taxonomy places the organism in Eukaryota, Metazoa, Arthropoda, Arachnida, Sarcoptiformes, Pyroglyphidae. Gene Ontology annotation, biological process: mitochondrial RNA 3'-end processing. Gene Ontology annotation, molecular function: hydrolase activity, acting on acid anhydrides; RNA helicase activity; ATP binding.